This is a messenger RNA of Ostreococcus tauri, 2523 nucleotides long. Its product is annotated as Suppressor of forked. The record is from RefSeq and is a predicted model, not a curated record. Gene Ontology annotation, biological process: mRNA 3'-end processing. NCBI's taxonomy places the organism in Eukaryota, Viridiplantae, Chlorophyta, Mamiellophyceae, Mamiellales, Bathycoccaceae. Gene Ontology annotation, cellular component: nucleus. Gene Ontology annotation, molecular function: protein binding; mRNA binding. The transcript has a single exon. Bases 1 to 2523 code for a protein of 840 amino acids.
AUGGGCGACACCAAACCUGCGCUCAUGCGCCUCAAGAUAGCCGAUCUCCGCGCGCGAUGCGCUGAGAGCGGGCUCGACGAGGACGGAACCAAGGCAGAUCUCGUCGAGCGAUUGUUGUCUGGCACCGCGGAGCACGCCCGGGCAAAGGAAUCAGCCGAGAAGUCGGUCGUUGCGAACGAAGAAACCCUCACGGAGGCGGCGAAGGAGGCGUGCGAGAGCGAACCGUCGUCGCCGACGGACGUGGACGUCGUCGUGGGCGAUCACGACGAGCUAUUGGAGCACUUGCGGGAGAAUCCGAGCGACGGCGCGGGUUGGGAGCGGUGCGCGCGAAUCGCUCGAGCGAUGACCAUCCCGAGCGCGCGACCGCUGUUCGACGCGAUCACGGAGCAGUUUCCUAGGUCUUCUCUGGCGUGGUGCUGGUACGUGGACGCGGAGAUCGAGAGGAGCGAAAGCGGGACGCCGGACGACGAGGCGAUCAGAGGGAUCUUUGGCAAGUGUUUGAUUCCGUGCCCAAGCGCGCUGCUUUGGCGGCGGUACGCGUCGUACAUGGCGAGCACGCAGGACGUGACGACGGAAGAGGGGGUGAAUACGAUGAAAUCGGUGUACGAAUACUCGAUAGACAUCGUCGGUGAGGACGCAGAUGCGGCGGACUUGUGGUUGGACUACUGUCAGUUCUUGCGGAAUACGGAGGCGACGCUGAUCGUGACGGACGUCCAGGUGGAGCAAGCGCCGAGCGCUCGAGAUAUGAUCGUUCGACGAACAUAUCAAAAGGCGAUCUUGGUGCCGAUGCACAAAUUAGAUAUGGUUUACAAGUCGUACGAGGCAUUUGAGCAAGAGAAGAACAAGACGCUUGCAAAAGCGCUCUUGCUAGAACUAGCACCCAAGUUGUUGCUCACGCGAACGGCGCUCGGGAAGAGAAAGAAGGUAAUCGAUGGUGUGGUUGUGGGCGCGGUGUGCGUCGAUCCCGUCCAACGUGGUGCGGAUGGCUCGGCAUCCGUGGUGUGCCCGAGGUUCAACGCGUCUGGCUGCGCGGGUUGUGAUUGCGUACACGAGUGCAAGUACUGCGGUUCGUCCUUGCACGGAGCGAAAGAUUGCGCGACGAAGCAAUACACCUUACUUGCCCCCGAUCUCAAACAAUGUGCGGCGAAGUGGGCGGAGGUUAUUGAGUUUGAAAAAACAAACGCGCAGAGGCUCGAAGGCUCGACGCCAAGCGACGGGUCACCCCAGCUCUUCGCCCGCAUAAAGCACGCGUAUGAACUAGCAGGGCUAUCGCUGGGCGAGACACCCGAGUUUUGGCUCGAGUACGCGCACUGGCACGAGGUAGAGGGUCGCACGGAUGAUGCGGCGGAUGUACUUCAGCGAGGAAGAGAAGCUCUACCGUACUGUACUCUUCUCGUUUUCGCUGCCGCCGAUCUCGAGGAGACUCGAGGCGACGUCGAUGCGUGCAAGAAGGUGUACGAGACUGUGUUGGACGCGUACGAGUCGUACGCCACUGAGGCUGCAGAGCGCGGUGAGGAAGUGACGAUGCCUGCGGACACCAUCCUCGCGUACUGCGAGUACAUUCGCGCCUGUCGACGCGCCGAGGACCAGGCGUCGAGUCGUAAGGCUUUCAUGCGAGCGCGCAAGGCUCACGGGGCGACGUGGGAAAUCUAUGCCACCGCGGCCACGAUCGAGUGGAGCUACGAUAAGGCUGAUAAGCCGGCGAGAAAUAUCUUUGAGCUCGGACUGAAGAAUUUCUUAAGCGUACCGGCGUACGUCGAGAGAUACGCGGAGUUCCUCAUCGGAAUCAACGACAUCGCGAACGUGCGCGCGCUGUUCGGACGUGCGCUGAGUGAGUCGCCUUCAACGAAGAUUUGGGACAUGUUUGUUGAUUUCGAGCGCUCUCACGGAACCAUGGACACUAUUUUAGACGCCGAGUCGCGCCGCAAUGCCGCGUGCGGUGCGAUGGAUUUGAAGACAAAUCUUCUCAACGCACUCCUGGGACGACAUAUGUGCAUGGACAUCCGAGCCGCCAGCGCAGAAUACUGCGAUUACUUUGCUUCGCUCGGCGCCGUGGUUCCAAUGAACAAGGCGGAGGCGUCUCGAGUGUCGUUCGCGUCGCUUCGCGCGGAGCGUCUCGCGAGAGAGGCCAUGAUAGCCGCCGUGCCAGCGCCGUCCGCUCCGAAGGGUACACCCAAGAGAAAACCGCCGCCACCGCCACCGGUGGAGAAAACCAAGCUCACAGGCCAACUCGGGAAAUUCUUCUCUAGCCUUCCCGGCCCCGUCGCCUUCUCCAAGUUUCCUCCGCCUCGCGUGGACGCCGUUCUGGACGCCAUAAAGCGAACCGAUCUGAGCGAGGAAGCAAUCGCGGGCUAUCUCAGUAAGAUGGGUUACCAAGGUGGGGAGAAGCGCAAGGCUAUAGAGCUCAUCGACGAUCCGGCGUUGACGGCGUCUCGAGCCGCGGCGAGCGCCAGACCGCCCGCAAAGGACGUCUUCAGAAGUCGCCAGGGUAAGAUGGCGCGCGCUCAGGCGGAGUAUCAAUAG